GUCUCCUUCUAAGCUUCCGCACUGCACCCGCACGCACCCACCCGUUUCCAUCUCGGCGGCUCAUCGCCCAAUCUUUUCUUCUCUGGCUCUCUCCUUCUCCGAACGUUCACUCUUUUGUCUCUAUCGAUGUGUGUGGAUGUGGCGCAUCUACUACUUGGAGCCCUAGCCGGUGAUCAUCCAGGAAGUUUCGCGCGAUCAGUUCUCGCUAUUUAACCUGGAACUUAACGGGUUUGGUAGUUAUUCUUUCGGUACCUUGUCAGUGGAUCUAGCUCUGUGUCUCAAUUAUGGCGGAGGAUAUGGGAUAUCGAGGAAAGUUGUGAUUUUGGUGAAUAAUUUGUCGAGGACGAUUGAUGGCGGGCGCCAAACGAGGUGAAGUAAACACAUCUUUCGAUAUUGAGCAAUUGCUUGUGGAAGCACAACAUCGAUGGUUACGCCCUGCUGAAAUUUGUGAAUUACUUCAAAACUAUAAGAAAUUCCGUAUUGCACCAGAACCGCCAAAUAAACCUCCCAGUGGAUCCCUAUUCCUAUUUGAUAGAAAAGUAUCAAGGUACUUCAGGAAGGAUGGUCAUAACUGGAGAAAGAAAAAGGAUGGAAAGACUGUGAAAGAGGCUCAUGAGAGACUAAAAGUUGGCAGUGUUGAUAUGCUUCAUUGCUAUUAUGCUCAUGGCGAAGAGAAUGAAAAAUUUCAACGACGCAGUUAUUGGAUGUUGGAAGAGGAUCUAAUGCACAUUGUCCUCGUCCAUUAUCGUGAAGUCAAGGAGAAACCAAGUUUCAGCCGCACAACAAGUCUCAGUCAUGCACGAGAAGUAGAAGAGGUUAAGCAAGUUACCCAAAUGUGCAAAGUUUCCAUUCCAAAUUCUACCAUGAGCCAGAGCCAGCCGCCUUCACAGACGAUGGGUGCUGAUAGCCCCGUUAGUUCCCACACAUCGGAAUAUGAAGAUGCCGAAUCAGGAUAUCCAAAGCAAACUUUGAUGCAGCGGAUAAUUAUCAAACAACUUCCAGAUACCACCCUUUCGCUGAGAUGUGGCAGCAUGAUGAUCGACAAAUAAUAAUACUAUCAACCUUUCGCCCUUGUGUCACUACUCCUGGCAGAUUGGGGGAAUUACAAUUUUGCACUUUUCUUCAUGUGGCUUGGAUCUCUCAGGGCAUUUCCAGGGGAAAAUAAGCAAAUCUGAAACAAGAUAGAACUACCUAACAAGCCUUCAGGUUAUACUGAGCCCAAAGGCACAGUUUGAUACAGCAAUACAACAAUCAGGGACUACUUUCAGGAGAUUUUUACGAGCUUCAUGAGAUCAUGAAUGCCGGGAAGUGUUUUGUUUCAGCUAGAUUACUCAUAGAAAAAGACUGGAAUUCUUUUAUUUCCUUCCAUAGAUCUUUGGCUCUUUCGAUGUAAACUAUCUUUUGUCACUAAUCUAUAGGUUUCAAAAGGCCUUCUGAUUGAGCAAUUUGUUCAAUGAUUUGCUGAAGCCUUUAUAUAUUAUAGUAGGGAAAGUGUAUGUAGGCCGGGUACACCUUUGCAUACAGAGCUCAAAGCUCUUGUACAGAAAUUUUUUAAGUGAUUUAUUGUGGGAUUUUAACU
Zingiber officinale is the source of this 1579-nucleotide messenger RNA. RefSeq names its product calmodulin-binding transcription activator 2-like. Gene Ontology annotation, biological process: regulation of transcription by RNA polymerase II. The record is from RefSeq and is a predicted model, not a curated record. The coding region runs from base 351 to 1049 and encodes 232 amino acids. Gene Ontology annotation, cellular component: nucleus. Lineage: Eukaryota; Viridiplantae; Streptophyta; Magnoliopsida; Zingiberales; Zingiberaceae. The transcript has 7 exons. Gene Ontology annotation, molecular function: double-stranded DNA binding; transcription coregulator activity.